UUUAAGCAGAGUUGCUGCCGCUGCAUGCAUCGCCUGUUUAGAAUGAAAUGGGGAUCAGCUCCGGUGUGAUCAGGAGACAGGAGGGAGAAGAAGGAGGCUGCAAACUUCACAGCAACUCCCCAUCCCAAGAAGAAGAGUAAAAGACCCGGAGGACUCAGGAUCCCUAACCAUCCAUCCAUCCAUCCAACUCCUGUCUUCAAGGAUCUUCCAAAACUUCUAUACGCAUCAGAGCAGCGCAACUACGAUGAGAGAUGGAGAGCCAUGCCUGGAAUAAAGUAGCCUAGGUGGUCCAGUGCUAGGAGUCAUCCAAAGGAGUAGUCGUCUUGUCUGGGCUGAGGAUUAUCUCGGGGUCCAGGUCACACCAGCCUUGGAGUUUUCUUCUAAGGAGUCCUAGCUGGUGACAAGGUCCGCACUCUACCCACCAGGAGGGUCAGGAUCUGGACAGAAGGUCCGCACUCUACCCACCCAGGAGGGUCAGGAUCUGGACAGAAGGUCCGCACUCUACCCACCCAGGAGGGUCAGGAUCUGGACAGAAGGUCCGCACUCUACCCACCCAGGAGGGUCAGGAUCUGGACAGAAGGUCCGCACUCUACCCACCCAGGAGGGUCAGGAUCUGGACCUUCUGCAGACCACAAGUCAUCUUCUGCUCCUCAACACCUUCUCGGCUCUGGGAUUUAAACCUGCUCGCGGGAAAAGUCGCUUAUAUUAAGCUUGGCUGGAUUUACUUUGGGGUUCUGCAAGAAGUUGUGUUGGAUUUCCUGGGGAUUGUAUUCCAUUAUCUCGGGGUUGUCGGUGGCAUGAGAGCAAAAUGAUUGGGGAGUUUGUUCACUUUUGUCUGCUCUGUGGAAUUGUAUGCAUCACAUCAGGUUCACGUCUCCGGCAAGAAGAUUUCCCUCCUCGCAUAGUGGAACAUCCCUCGGAUCUCAUAGUUUCCAAAGGUGAACCUGCCACAUUAAACUGUAAAGCGGAGGGAAGACCAGCUCCUUCCAUCGAGUGGUAUAAAGGGGGGGAAAAAGUAGAAACGGAUAAAGAUGACCCUCGUUCCCAUCGAAUGCUGCUGCCGACUGGAUCUCUAUUUUUUUUACGAAUCGUCCAUGGGCGCAAGAGCAGACCGGAUGAAGGCGUCUACGUCUGUGUGGCUCGGAAUUAUCUCGGGGAGACAGUGAGUCGCAAUGCAUCGCUUGAAGUUGCCAUUUUGAGAGAUGACUUCAGACAAAACCCUUCAGAUGUGAUGGUAGCAGUGGGAGAACCAGCCGUCAUGGAAUGUCAGCCUCCUCGAGGUCAUCCCGAGCCAACAAUAUCAUGGAGAAAAGACGGGACGCCAAUUAGCGACAAAGAUGAAAGAAUAACAAUACGAGGAGGCAAACUUAUGAUCACUUACACAAGAAAAUCUGACGCAGGAAAAUAUGUUUGUGUUGGUACCAAUAUGGUGGGAGAAAGAGAUAGUGAAGUAGCAGAACUUACAGUUCUAGAAAGACCAUCUUUUGAUAAAAGACCAAGUAACAUGGCGGUCACUGUGGAUGAUAGCGUUGAGUUUGAGUGUGAAGCGCGGGGCGAUCCUGUUCCUACUGUUCGGUGGAGAAAAGAUGAUGGGGAUCUACCAAAAGCAAGGUAUGAAAUUCGGGAUGAUCAUACCCUCAGAAUACGCAAGGUGACAGCAUCGGAUAUGGGAUCCUACACUUGUAUAGCUGAAAACAUGGUCGGCAAGACAGAAGCUUCAGCUGUAUUAACAGUUCAAGUUCUGUUUGAACCUCCAAAUUUCGUGGUAAAGCCGCGUGAUCAUGUUGUGGCUUUGGGACGUACGGUCACAUUCCAGUGCGAGGCAACAGGAAAUCCACAGCCGGCCAUCUUUUGGCAGAAGGAGGGUAGCCAGAAUCUGCUCUUCUCCUAUCAGCCUCCCCAGUCAUCUAGCCGUUUCUCUGUCUCUCAAACUGGCGACCUCACAAUUGUAAAUGUCCAGAAGUCCGAUGUUGGCUACUACAUCUGCCAAACUCUUAAUGUGGCUGGCAGCAUCACAACAAAAGCCUAUUUGGAGGUUACUGAUGUGGUGGCUGACCGUCCUCCUCCAGUUAUCCGCCAGGGUCCUCAGAACCAGACAGUAGCUGUGGAUGGCACUUUAAUCUUGGAUUGUAUAGCUACCGGAGUUCCAGUUCCCACAAUUCACUGGAGGAAAGAUGGCAUCCUGAUAACAGCUCAGGACUCACGUAUUAAACUGAUGGACAGUGGAGCAUUACAGAUCCGAUAUGUUAAGCUAAGUGACACAGGCCGCUACACCUGCACUGCAUCCACUCCAAGCGGGGAAGCCAGUUGGAGUGCAUACAUCGAGAUUCAAGAAUUCGGUGUUCCGGUACAACCUCCGCGAGCUACUGACCCCAACCUCAUCCCAAGUGCCCCUUCCAAACCGGAAGUCACCGAUGUCAGCAGGAACACAGUAACUCUUUCUUGGCAACCAAACUUGAUUUCUGGUGCAACACCAACAUCAUAUAUCAUAGAAGCUUUCAGUCAUGCAUCUGGAAGCAGCUGGCAGACAGUGGCAGAAAAUGUCAGGACUGAAAAGUUUGCUGUUAAGGGGCUAAAGCCCGCUGCAAUCUACCUCUUCCUUGUGAGGGCAGCGAAUGCCUAUGGACUGAGUGAUCCAAGUCCAAUAUCGGAUCCUGUAAAAACACAAGAUGUCCCUCCUACAGCUCAGGGUGUGGAUCAUAAACAAGUACAGCGAGAACUAGGAGAUGUGGUGUUACACCUGCACAAUCCCACCAUCCUCUCUUCUUCUUCCAUUGAAGUACAUUGGACAGUGGACCAGCAAUCACAGUACAUUCAAGGUUACAAGAUCCUCUACAGGCCGAGUCCAGAGAACCGCGGGGAAUCAGCCUGGUCAAUAUUUGAAGUUCGCACCCCGGGAAAAAAUAGCGCGGUCAUUCCCGAACUUAGGAAAGGCGUGAACUACGAGAUUAAAGCCAGGCCGUUCUUUAACGAGUUUCAAGGAGCUGACAGCGAAGUGCGAUUUGCCAAAACCCUGGAAGAAGCUCCCAGCGCUCCUCCGCAGAGUGUCACUAUUAAAAAGAGUGAAGGGAACGGAACAUCAAUUGUAGUCAGCUGGUCGCCUCCUCCUGAAGAUAACCAGAAUGGAUUGGUCCAAGAAUACAAGGUUUGGUGUCUGGGCAAUGAGAGUCGAUAUCAUAUCAACAAAACAGUUGAAGGCUCCACCUUAUCUGUUGUCAUCCCGUACUUAGUUCCCGGCAUCAAGUAUAGCUUGGAGGUUGCAGCCAGCACAGGAGCGGGGCCAGGGGUGAAAAGUGAGCCACAGUUCAUCCAGCUGGACUCCUUUGGUAAUCCAGUGUCUCCAGACCAAGUGAGCCUUGCCCAGCAGAUAUCAGAUGUGGUAAAGCAGCCUGCAUUUAUUGCAGGAAUCGGUGCUGCCUGUUGGAUUAUACUAAUGGUGUUCAGCAUCUGGCUGUAUCGUCAUCGCAAGAAACGCAGCGGAUUGAACAGCACCUAUGCUGGAAUCAGAAAAGUCCCGUCUUUUACCUUCACACCAACAGUGGCGUAUCAGCGAGGCGGGGAAGCUGUAAGCAGUGCGGGAAGACCGGGGCUCCUAAAUAUUGCAGAACCUGCAAACCAGCCAUGGCUUGCUGAUACUUGGCCAAACACGGGGAACAGCCACAAUGACUGCCCCAUUAACUGCUGUACGUCUGGGAAUGGGAGCAGCGAUAAUAAUCUGGCCACUUACAGCCGACCAGCCGAUUGCAUAGCAAACUACAACAACCAACUGGAUAACAAGCAGACCAACUUGAUGGUGCCUGAUUCUGCUGUCUAUGGUGAUGUGGACUUAAGCAACAAAAUAAAUGAGAUGAAAACAUUUAACAGUCCAAAUCUGAAGGAUGGACGUUUUGUCCCCCAAGCAGGGCAGCCCACUCCCUAUGCCACCACUCAGCUUAUUCAGUCAAACAUAAGCAACAACAUCAACUCAUCAAGUGGAGACAUGGAUGAAAAACACUGGAAACCAUCAGCUCAACACAAGCCUGAUGUUGCCCCAAUGCAGUACAGCAUCAUGGAGCAAAAUAAAAUUAAUAAAGAUUAUCGGGUCACAGAUACUAUACCAUCUACUAUUCCCUACAACCAAGGUCAUGAUCAGAAUACUGGAGGAUCGUACAACAGUUCAGAUCGAGGAAGCAGCAAUUCAGGGAGCCAAGGUCAUAAAAAAGGAACUCGUGCACCCAAAGUAUCCAAACAAGCUGGAAUGAACUGGGCUGAUUUGCUGCCACCACCACCAGCACAUCCACCGCCACACGGGGGUAUGGAGGAGUAUCCUCUGAGUGCUGAUGAAAGCUAUGAGAGAGAACUACCAUGUCCCAUGCCGCCAACAAGAAUGUAUCUCCAGCAAGACGAGUUAGAAGAAGAAGACGAGAGAGGUCCGACACCACCAAUAAGAGGGGCUGCUUCUUCUCCUGCUGCUGUGUCCUACAGCCACCAGUCUACUGCCACACUCACUCCAUCCCCUCAGGAGGAGCUUCAGCCAAUGCUUCAAAACUGCCAAGAGGAUUUAAGUCUUGCUCAGCAUCACCUUGAGAGAAGACGGCAUCAAAUAAGCCCUCCUCCACCACCAAGGCCCAUAUCUCCGCCUCAUACUUAUGGGUACAUUUCUGGGCCGAUAGUGUCAGACAUGGAUACAGAUGUUCCAGAAGAUGAAGGAGAUGACAUGGAGAUGGAAAACAAGAUCCAGAGCCGCAGAAUUCUAUUACGUGGCUUGGAGCAGACUCCCGCCUCCAGCAUUGGAGACUUAGAAAGCUCUGUAACUGGUUCUAUGAUCAAUGGAUGGGGCUCUGCUUCUGAGGAAGACAAUGUCUCCAGCGGACGUUCAAGUGUCAGUUCAUCUGACGGUUCAUUUUUUACAGAUGCUGAUUUUGCACAGGCUGUGGCAGCUGCUGCAGAAUAUGCUGGACUAAAAGUAGCAAGACACCAAAUGCAUGAAGCAGUGGGAGGUCGUAGACAUUUCCAUCCAGCUCAUUGUCAGAGGCCCACAAGUCCUGUGUCUACAGAUAGUAACAUGAGCACUGCUGUUAUACAGAAAAGUCGCCCGGCCAAAAAACAGAAACACCAACAAGGACAUCUCCGAAAAGAAGUCUACACAGAUGUGCUGCAGUGUCCCAGAGCUUACUCACCGGACACAGACAUCUUCAGUCUUCUUCCAGAUUUACCACCUCCACCAUUGCCACCUCCUGCCAUUAAAUCUCCAACUGGACCAUCCAGAGCCCUGCUCGAUGUGCGUUCUGGGAUGCCACAAAAGUAUAUGCCUACAGAGCAAAGACUAGACAGGCCGGCAGAGAGAAAAGGCCCCAACUACAGAGGAAGGGAUGGAGCGGAUAACAGGCAACAAGCUGAGGUCCGGACAAAUUCAGGAGAAAGGAGGGAAUCUCUAGAGCAACAAAUUGAUGGGAAAAUGAAAAGAGGGAAACUAGGAAAGAAAGAUGGCACGCCAACAAAAACCUCUCAAUUACAAGAGGAUAUCUUCCCAUAUUGUAAACCAACAUUCCCCACAUCAAAUAAUCCUAGAGAUCCUAGCUCCUCCAGCUCUAUGUCUUCGAGAGGUUCGGGUGGAAGACGAAGAACAGAUCAACCACCAGGAAGAAGAAAUGCAGCGGAGAUGCAGCUUUUAGGGUCAUAUGAUCGUACAGUUGAUGAAGAUGAAAUUGAGGAAACAGAAAGUUGAAAGCUAAAGAUGGAGAUGUUGGAGAUUCUAUCAGAUAUUAAAUUCCUUAAGAUGCCUCAAGAUGAAAGACCUUAUGCCAGAGAUACUGUUCAGUGCAAUCAGAUUGUACACGCUCCUUCAUUUUAUACACAUAACAGCUGAGAACCUUUUUCGCUUUACUUGUUUACACCCUCUUUGUAUACGGCCACCCUGACGUUUCUCCCAGCACCCCAAAAGCAGCACUUAAUCCAGGCACCUUUUUACUGCUCCGGCCAAAAAAAGGCAGGUUGCCAAGUCUCAAGGUGUUGGUGCCAAGACUGCUGCUUUAAAGAAACAGACAGCCAAAGGUGCCAAGACUGGAAUUGUAAGCUUUCUGCCCACCAAGCUCUCCUAGAACAACUCUUGCCUAUCAAGCUCCAUUGGGAAGUAGCGCAGAGCGUUGCCCCCAAAUCACCAAAGCACCAAUGUCUAUCCAUAGCCUAGAGCGACCACUCAAACAAUGGGAAUCCAUCUUCAAAUGUGUAAUGUUUUCACAACUGACCAUAACGUUUCAUUAAGUGAAAAUGCAUAUAACCCAGGAUGUUUUCGUUGUAGACCUGAAAUUACUGUCCAGCAGUAUUGACCUUCAUUGCCCUACUUUAUAAAGCAGUAUGGAGGUGAUUUCAUUGUAAAUAUGUACUUUUUCAUACAUUUCUGUGGUACUUGCCAUCUUCAUUGUCCAUCAUUAAAAGUAUCUUUGGUAUUACAUCCUAUUGAUCAUGCAGAAGUCAAGCCAGUCAAAUGUCUGGUGGUCUUGGGAUUCAUAGAAAUAAAAUCGUACAGAAAAUCAUUUAUUUUUCCAUUCAACAACAUUUGUAGGAAAAAAAAGAAGAAAAAACAAAAAGUAUAACAUUUGUAAUAAAACACCAAGUUAAAAAAACUGUUACCCUCUCUGGUUAUUUAUCGGAUGGCGCCUCUUCGCAGAGUCAGUCCCGCUGAGAAAAGAAAAGUGCCACGUCAGGAAAUUUGAUUUGAUAUGGUUAUUUUGUAAUGCACUGUUUUGUUGGUUUUAAAAGCACAAUCACUAAACUUUAUUUUUAAACCAUUGCAACUAUUAACCUUUUUUUUUGUCUUAUUGAAAAUGUUGGAAAAUCAUUAUUGUUAUUAUUAUUUUUGUUAAUGCAUUUCAAUAAUGCUGAAUUUAUUGUCAUACUGUUUGAAAAGAUAGCCAAUGGUGAAACAUUUGGUUCUGUCUAUGUCUUCAUGAAUAGUUAAGUCUGUGUUUUAUAUCAUUACUGACUAAAAAUGUAUCUCUAGAAAGAAUCAUUUCUAAUCUUUCUCCAAAGGAAUUGUGCCUCUCUGGGGUCAGUCAGUAGUGACAAAAAUGCUUAUAGUGCAUCUUUUAAUAUUUAUUUAUGCCAUAGUAAGGAACUUGACAAUAAAAAAAAAAACUUUAUCCAUUACGGUAAUAAAAAGCAUCUAAAAAAGCUACAUAUGUGCAGUUUUGGUUCGAAAAGACAUUAAAAUUUUAGUAUGAUAAAUAAGACCGUUCUUUCCUUUUUUUUAUUGUAUUUAAAAAGAAACACUAAUAAUUUGAACAAUUAUAUAACGCCCGGAUUGUACGUUUUGUUUUUAUUCCACAACUACUUAACUACAUAUACAAACUUUAAAUUCAGUGUCUAUCCAUGUAACUUUUGUUCCUAAAUUAAUUUUUUUAUAAUGCAUCUUUUAUCAAGCUGCAAGGAGAACUCUGUUUAUCAUAUUUUUGUAUUAAAAUGUAGCUAAAAAUGGCCAUAUUAAAAAUAGCCAUCCGUGUCCUAGUUCCUCCUACUGUAGUAUAAAUAAACAAAUUAUCAAUCCAAUUUUUCAUGGUAUAAAAUACAGUAUAAACUGGAUAAACUAAUAUGGAAAACAAACCAAUUUCUCAACAAUUUUUUAUAAUUCUGUCAACCUCAAAAUAGCACAUGUGUGCUUUAAAUUAACCACAUGAUGUUUUCUGUUCAUGAAUGUUGUACCUGGUUUAUAUUGUGAACCUUAAGUUGCCAAUGGUGCUAAAGCAUAUACUUUUAUUUUGUUUUGUUUUUGUUUUGUUUUUUUGUUUUUUUUUAUUAACAUGGCUGCCUUAAGGUCUCAAAGAACCAGAAGUGAAAUACAUUCUUUUGUUAAAAAAAAAUGUUUAUUUUAAACAAGAAUAACACUUUGAAAGAUCGAGAAUUGUAAGGGAACAAACCAUGUGAUUAUUGUUUUUAUUAUUGUUCAUUUAAGAAAACAUCUUAUUUUUAGCCAUAAUUUUGCAUACUGAGGAUCAGAUAAUCCAAAACAUAAUUUUUUUGUCACAUUAUUUAUUAAAACUGUUCUCAAGAA
Messenger RNA from Rana temporaria (common frog), 8029 nucleotides. It is a transcript of the gene ROBO1, whose product is annotated as roundabout guidance receptor 1. The transcript has 31 exons. The coding region runs from base 809 to 5707 and encodes 1632 amino acids. Gene Ontology annotation, biological process: axon midline choice point recognition; Roundabout signaling pathway; axon guidance. Gene Ontology annotation, molecular function: protein binding; axon guidance receptor activity. The record is from RefSeq and is a predicted model, not a curated record. Lineage: Eukaryota; Metazoa; Chordata; Amphibia; Anura; Ranidae.